This is a messenger RNA of Beta vulgaris subsp. vulgaris (sugar beet), 1743 nucleotides long. Its product is annotated as protein STRICTOSIDINE SYNTHASE-LIKE 5-like. The transcript is spliced from 4 exons. Gene Ontology annotation, biological process: biosynthetic process. The record is from RefSeq and is a predicted model, not a curated record. Gene Ontology annotation, molecular function: strictosidine synthase activity. Bases 408 to 1547 code for a protein of 379 amino acids. NCBI's taxonomy places the organism in Eukaryota, Viridiplantae, Streptophyta, Magnoliopsida, Caryophyllales, Amaranthaceae.
AAAUAACAUCGCAGGUUGAAAUACUUACAAACUCAGCUCAAACCCUUAACUUCUUAAAUAAUCCAAACCAGUAAAUAUCUAAUGUCAAAUGACUUGUAAAUGACAAAAAGUUCCAGGUUAUGAUGUGUGAUGAUGUUACAAUUAAGAAGGUAGAUAGACAACACGUAAAAAGUCCCCAUGGAGUAGCCACCGGCCUCAUAUAUUAACGUACCUUCGUGUUUUUAUCCAUAUGAACCAUAAAGACAAUACAAAGUACAAAAAUGGAGAGAAGAUCCGAACAUAUGAGCUAUCAUUGACAGCACCUCAAUUUUAACCACUAGACCAAGACAUUAUUGAUUAACAGAUCUUCGUCUCCUCAUAUUAACAAAUCUUCGUUUCGUCAUAUUACCAGAGACUCACCAAAAGACAUGGACGAAGCGGCGUUCCAGGAAUCAGUUCGUGUAACUGACAGGAAAAAUACAGUACUAUGGUCCUAUAGCUUCCUAUUUUUAGCUAUUACCCCAGUACUCCUAGCAGUGCUGUUAUACCAACUAGACCCACUCGAGCCAGCUCAGUUACCCCUACACGAGUUAACUGAGCCACAAAAGGUGGCGCGUCGAGUCAACAGCAAGUUGCUUGAAGGAGCAGAGUUUAUAGGGGUUGGGAAGUUGGUGGGUGCAGAGGAUUUUGCUUAUGAUCCAGAAUCACAACUUAUAUAUACUUCUUGUGCUGAUGGUUGGAUAAAACGAGUUAUGGUGAAUAACUCGGUUGUAGAGGACUGGGUCUAUGUUGGUGGCCGACCUCUUGGACUCGCUCUUGGGUUAAAUAACGAGCUUAUUGUUGCGGAUCCUUUCAAGGGACUGUUAAAUGUGAGUGCAAAUGGCAAGGUUGAGGUACUAACAGAUGAGGUAGAAGGCAGAAAACUAAAAUUUGCAGAUGGAAUUGAUGUUGCCAAAGAUGGAAUGAUAUAUUUUUCAGAAGCUUCCUAUAAAUAUAGUCUACUAGACUUUAUUUUUGACAUUUUUGAAGGCAAACCUCAUGGUAGUUUGAUGAGCUUUGAUCCCAUCACUAGAGAAACCAAAAUCUUGGUCCGGGACCUUUACUUUCCUAAUGGAGUUCAAAUGUCUGCUGAUCAAAAGUCUGUCAUAUUCUGUGAGACACCCAUGAGAAGAUGUAAGAGAUACAUUCGAGAAGGGGAAAUGCAAGGAUCAUUGGAAAGUUUUGUUGAUAAUUUGCCCAGUAUACCUGAUAAUAUUAGAUAUGAUGAAGAAGGCUACUAUUGGAUUGGAACUUCCACGUCAUUGAAGCCAUAUUGGGAUAUAGCGUUGAAGUAUCCUUCCAUUAGAAAAGGGUUAGCAAUUAUAACGCGAUAUGUUGGCCGACCACACAUGGAGAAAAAUGGAGGAGUAUUUGGAGUUGAUUUGGAAGGAAGGCUGGUGGCUCACUAUUAUGAUCCAAAAUUAUCAUUGGUCACGGGUGCAAAUAAAAUUGGGAACUACUUGUAUGUUGGUUCACUUUAUUAUCCUCAUAUCAUACGUCUUGAUCUUGCUCUACAUGAUGCAAAAUAGGUAGAGGGUUCAAGCUACCUAUGUGAUCUUGUUACCUUAAAUACCAUAAUAUGGGAGUUGGAAAUUAUGUAACAUCGGAAGUAGGCAUGUUUUUUCCAGCUUAUUUUCAGUUAGUUCAGUUUCAAUCAGUUUAGUUCAGUUCAGUUCCAACUAUCAUUUUUAUUAUUUAUAAUUUAAUUCAUUUCAGUUCAGUUCA